AUGGCUUCGCUUUUGCAGCGCAUCGCUGCUGCUGGCAAAACAUAUGAGGGCAAUGAAGCUGGGUCAAGAGAGGAUCUUAUCAAUCUCAGCCGUGCGCGGAGUUUCUGGGCAGAGUCUGCUAUGUCCGCUCAUAUCCGCCUUGCGGUAGAUGUUCAACUUUUUCAACACUUGAGAGAUUUUGGCGAUAUUGGACUGAGCGCUCAAACCUUGGCUGAGAAGACAGGACUUGAUGUCCUGCUUCUUGGAAGGCUAAUUGAGACAUCUUCAUUCCAUGCCACAGCAUUGAGUAAUGGACUUUCGGAGGAGAUAUACCAACACAGUAUCUCCUUUGGUUACGACGCAGCCAGACCAUCAUUCAACGCAUUCCCAGAAUACUUCAAGAAGAUCGGAUACAAACAGCCUACCUCAUUGACUGAUGGGCCUUUCCAAGACGCGCACAGGACUCAGCUUCCGUUCUUCGACUGGUUGGUUGCCACACCUCCCAACCUCCAGCACUUUGGUUCUUUCAUGGCGGCAUAUCGUGCUGGUAAAGCAAACUGGUAUGAUCCAGGCUUUUACCCCGUAGCCGAUCGUCUUAUCCACGGCUUCGAUUCUAGUAUGAGCGAUAUUCUUCUCGUUGAUGUCGGCGGAGGAGAAGGCCAUGAUAUGACUCUCUUCGCAGCCCAGCAUACUUUUCAUCCCGGUCGUAUCGUCCUCCAGGAUCGGGAACCAGUAAUCGCCAGUGUUGUAGAGACUCUCAAAGCCGACUCUCCAUUCGAAGCGCAAGCCCAUGAUUUCUUUACAACUCAACCUAUUAAAGGCGCUCGUGCUUACUCGUUGCACUCCAUUCUCCACGACUGGGGAGACGAUGACGGAGUUCGUAUCCUGGAGAACUUGAAGCCAGCGUUGAGGCCUGGAUACUCUAGGGUCCUUCUCAAUGAGAUCGUCCUGUCUGAGGAGAACCCCACGCUGGCGGCUGCAUCCAUGGAUAUGAUGAUGCUUGCCCACUUUGCUGUAAGGGAAAGAACUGAGGCAGAUUGGAAGGCAAUUUUGGAGAGGGUGGGCUUGAAAUUCGUCAAGAUCUAUACGUAUCCUGGUGUUGCUGAGAGCGUGAUUGAAGCCGAGUUGGCCUCGUAA
Messenger RNA from Mollisia scopiformis, 1116 nucleotides. Its product is annotated as putative O-methyltransferase. The coding region runs from base 1 to 1116 and encodes 371 amino acids. The record is from RefSeq and is a predicted model, not a curated record. The transcript has 4 exons. Lineage: Eukaryota; Fungi; Ascomycota; Leotiomycetes; Helotiales; Mollisiaceae. Gene Ontology annotation, molecular function: O-methyltransferase activity.